AAGACAGAAGCUGGUGAGUCCUGAGACGGAAAUGGCUGAGAGAGCUGCUCUUCUGGAAUUCCUGAACUGUCACGUUUGUUCAGAGACUUUCAAUGAUCCUGUAACUCUGAGCUGCAACCACAACUUCUGUUCAAGCUGUCUGCAGAAGUUCUGGGAACAAACUCAGAACAAAAACUGUCCCAUCUGUAAAAGAAAAUCAUUUGAAGAGUUUCCUGCUGUGAACUUCAGUCUGAAGGAACUUGCUGACUCGUUUGCUGGAAGACAGAAAUCUGAAUCAUCAGAGACAAAAACAGGAGAGCAGAAGAUCAUGGAGGUCUGCAGGAAACAUUCAGGAGAAACCAAUCUGUUCUGUACAGACGAGUGGAAAAUAUUUUGUGCUGUUUGUGAGUUUUCUCUGCACCAGAGUCACAAAGUAGUUCCUGUAGAAGAAGCAGUCAGAGAGCUGAAGGAGGAGCUGAAAUCUGACUUAAAGUCUCUGCAGGACAAGAAGAUGAAAUACAAAGAAGUGGAGGAAACAUACAAUCAGAUGAUUCAACACUCCAAGAACCAGCUGCUGUCCACAGAGACACAGAUCAGAGCAGAGUUCAACAAGCUCCACCAGUUCCUGAAGGAGGAAGAGGAGUCCAGACUGGCAGCUCUGAGGGAGGAAGAGGAGCAGAAGAGGGAGACUGUGAGCAGAGAGAUGAAGAGGAUCCAGGAGCAGAUGUCCUCUCUGUCAGAAAGUAUCAGUGCUGUUGAAGCAGAGCUGCAGAAAGACAAGGAGGCGUUCCUCAGCAGUUCUAAAGACACUCAGAGCAGAGCCAGGGCCCAGUGCUCGCUGUCAGACCCACAGCUGCUCUCAGGAGCUCUGAUAGAUGUGGCCAAACAUGUGGGCAACCUGUCCUUCAGAGUCUGGGAGAAGAUGAAGGAGAAGGUCCACUUCAGUCCUGUCCUCCUGGACCCAAACACUGCACAUGGAUGUCUUUAUCUGUCUGAUGAUCUGACCAGUGUGAGACAAGGAGAAACUUCUCAGCAGCUCCCUGACAAUCCAGAGAGAAACAUGAAAUAUGCUUCUGUUUUUGGUUCUGAGGGUUUCAGAUCAGGGAAACACAGCUGGGAGGUGGAGGUGGGAGAACUUCCUAUCUGGAACAUUGGUGUGGCUAAAGAGUCUGUUAACAGGAAGGGAGAGUUACUUGCUUCACCAGAGGAUGGAAUUUGGUGUUUAUUCCAUCGUAAUGGAAAAUACAUAAACUGUGAUGGUCAGACUGUCACUGUGACCAAGAGUCUCCAGAAGAUCAGAGUCCAGCUGGACUAUGACAGGGGGAAGGUGUCCUUCUACAACCCUGAAGACAUGACUCACAUCUACACUCACAAAGACACUUUCACUGAGAAACUUUUACCAUAUUUCAAUGUUGGAGAAUCUGGAGAUGCAAAAACCUCUAAACUUCAAAUCUGUCCGACUGAUUGAGAUGAUUUGACUCUUUUGUCAUAAAAAAAAUAACUGAGAUCUUUUUCUUUCAAUACAAUGAUUAGUACACAAGGUUUUAACAGCUUCUUUACAUUUUUAAGUUUUCUUUUUCUCAAGUCAGAAAUAUUUUGCUUCAUGUUGGUAAAUCCAGAUUUCUGUUCUUCAUUGUGAACAACUCUGUCCUCAUCAUUACAAUUCCACUACUGUGUUUCACAGAUAGAAAUUCAAAUAUUAACAGGUCAGAACAACUUUCUUGGUUAAAAUCGUUUAAUCUGUAUUCUUUGUUUAAGUACAGUUUCCACUUUUUGUAAAUAAUUAAAUAAAUACUGAUCAAAACAAUGUAAUCUACAACUGUCGUUUCUGAGUCUGUUUUAAUUUGUACUCUUUAUUCAGCAGCUUUUCUCUUUAGUCCUGUUUGUGUCUCAAAUAUGUCACUCACACACUUUUCCUUUUACAGCUGAGCUUUCACUCCUUUAACUUAGUGAAGUUCAAAUGUCUUGUAAUUUUCUCUUAUAAUCUAAAAUCCUCUGCCAUCCUUCAGCUUUUGUUGUUCUUGUGAUCAACCUGCUGUGUUUGUUUGAACAUCAUCCUCUUAAUGGAAACACUUCACUGUUUGAGAAAAUCAUCACUUAAAUUGUGUAAGAAACUAUGAAAUGUAUUCAGUGAGUGCAGCAAUAUUACAGUAGUUCAGUUUAUUAAAGAAAUCAGAUUAAAGAUGAAAAAUAUUUUUCCUGACGUAUUAAUUUUUUUUAAUACAUACAAUAAACACAAUCAGGAAAUUCUUCUUUUAAUUUGAAAAGAUAGAUGAGCUUUUGCUGCUGUCCAUGCUGUUGCUGAGAUCUUGUAGAAUUUUUGAAAACCAAAAUCACAAACAUUUGUUCCUUAAAUUCUCUGAUUUUUUUGUCUUCUGGAUAAAAAUGAAGCCACAGUGAUCCAGAAAAUGUGACUUUGAUGUUUUGUAAAUAAAAUCUCAUUAAAGGCUGAUUGAAUCUGUUU
Oryzias melastigma (Indian medaka) is the source of this 2443-nucleotide messenger RNA. RefSeq names its product nuclear factor 7, ovary. The record is from RefSeq and is a predicted model, not a curated record. Gene Ontology annotation, molecular function: protein binding; zinc ion binding. NCBI's taxonomy places the organism in Eukaryota, Metazoa, Chordata, Actinopteri, Beloniformes, Adrianichthyidae.